GCCCCCCCCCCAAAAAAAAAGUCACAUGAUUGUUUACGAUAGUGUGUUUAAAAACAUAUGCUUCCAAUAAUUCAACGUUAUCUGGUGACUGUUGUGAACACGUACACUUUUUUGUGAACAUUUAGGAAAAUAUACAACGAAUACUAUCGGCUGUUUAUGCAAGAAGAAUGAAAAAUGUAGAUAUUCAAUCCACGUCGACGUAGGUGUUUUAGUAUAUACUAUUUUAGUCUGGAAUAACCGUAAGUUUUUAAACAAAGUAAAAAAGUAAAAUGCUUGCAAUUCAAGGAAAUUGCACUGUCUGCAAAAAUGAUUUGGACAUAAUAACAGCAGGAAUGGUAUGUAGUGUGUGUGAGAAGUUCUAUCACGGCAUGUGCAUGCAUCCUCCGAAACGUUAUGAACAAAUUGAAGAAUAUGUUAUAAACACAAGAGAAUGGGUAUGCGAAAGAUGCCCCUCGCCUGAUCACGACUUUGAAGUCAGGACUGGUGAAGAUAAGGAAAAAGUGCGCCAAAACGCAGAAAUCCUUUUUCAACUACGCGAAGCUAUCAUGAUGAUCGACGAAAUAGUCUCGGUUAUCACGCGUAAGUGUGACUACUUAAGUACCAGCGCUAAAAUGAUCAGAAAACAGAACAGCGAGCUGAGGCAGCGAAUAAAUUUACGCGAGGCCCAGAGUGAGCUUCCGGUCACGUUAAAAAGUUGGGUUCAAACAAGGAGGAUGCUCAAAAUAGGUGAAGUUCUACCAUCUGUCCGUUCAAAAUAUUCCAGUCUCGAUUUCUACAGAUUAUCAAAAAGAUAUACGCAUUUCAAAAAAGAUUCGAACAUUGGUGGACCGAUACGUAAACAUCGAACCUUUGUAUACAAAUUUCUGAUAAAAACGCCAAAACGUAAAAAAAAGCAUAAGGUAUUGGAAAAAUUGGAUGCUCCUCCGUUAAGAAAAAAGAUGCUGAUGUUUUUUUUAAAGAUCGAUGAGCACCAUAUGAGGUGGCCGACCCAACUGAUACUUUUUGCUAGUCUCAUCCUACAUACAUUUGUAGGAGCAGUAGUAUUGUACGUGAUCGAAGGAUCACACGAAAAAAAAUUUCAAGAGAAGAUAUUGUCAAGAAGAUCUUCAAUUUCGAACGAAUUUUCAAUGGUACACAAUACUUUUUCAAAACUCGAGUUUAAUAACAGCGACUCGCUACUACAUAAUAUUUCAGCUAACCUACUUUCGUCAUAUUAUGAUUUUAUCGAGAGUGUGAUUCUUAAUCACACAAGAAAUUCAGGUUUCAUUGUUAAAGACGGAAACUGGGAUUUUUUGGGGAGUCUUUUCUUCUGUGCAACGACUUCAAUGACUGUCGGAUUUGGAGACAUCGUGCCUGUGACAGAUUCUGGAAAAAUUUUCACAAUUAUCUACGCUUUGACAGGAAUACCCCUCUUUCUAACUUUUGCCUCUUCCCUUGGUAAAACCUUUAACGAUUUCAUGCAUCUCGGUUCGAAUAAAAUUUACCUACGUCGAAAGUCUACAUUAUUUGGGUAUAAUUACGAUGUGGACGAAGACUUCAGUGGAUUCCCACUUUGGCUUUUUUUCGUUUUGUACAUUGUAUAUGUCUUUGUAGGAUCGGUACUAUUCAUGAUCGGCGAGAGCUGGAAUUUUUUCAAAUCCUAUUAUUUCGUUGUUUUAACCUUGGCAACCAUUGGCUUAGGUGAUGCGAUCCCAAAGAAUAGGAAAUUCUUGCUUGGUUCAAUAAUGUUUCUUAUUGGGGGGCACGUCAUGACGGCCACAGCCAUACAUAUGAUAAUGUGGAAGUUGAGAAAAAAGUUUAAAAUAAUAAAUACGAAACUGGAAACCAGAGCUUCGGAAUAUUACGAUAGGUGACUUUCUAUCACAGUUGGAACCUAGUGGCGAAGUCAACGAAGAAAAAUAAUAAAAUAAAACUUGUCUUUUACCUAAAGGC
Cimex lectularius (bed bug) is the source of this 1932-nucleotide messenger RNA. Its product is annotated as TWiK family of potassium channels protein 7-like. NCBI's taxonomy places the organism in Eukaryota, Metazoa, Arthropoda, Insecta, Hemiptera, Cimicidae. The transcript is spliced from 8 exons. Gene Ontology annotation, biological process: stabilization of membrane potential; potassium ion transmembrane transport. Gene Ontology annotation, cellular component: membrane. The record is from RefSeq and is a predicted model, not a curated record. The coding region runs from base 270 to 1853 and encodes 527 amino acids. Gene Ontology annotation, molecular function: potassium ion leak channel activity.